Messenger RNA from Myxocyprinus asiaticus (Chinese sucker), 4731 nucleotides. Its product is annotated as potassium/sodium hyperpolarization-activated cyclic nucleotide-gated channel 1-like. The transcript has 12 exons. Gene Ontology annotation, biological process: monoatomic ion transport; transmembrane transport. Gene Ontology annotation, cellular component: membrane. Gene Ontology annotation, molecular function: monoatomic ion channel activity. The record is from RefSeq and is a predicted model, not a curated record. NCBI's taxonomy places the organism in Eukaryota, Metazoa, Chordata, Actinopteri, Cypriniformes, Catostomidae. The coding region runs from base 389 to 1939 and encodes 516 amino acids.
UCUGUAUGAUCUCGUUUGUGAGGUGCACAUGCAUGCUUACAGAGUUGAGACAAACCCCUGAAAAGGAGAUUUGCUGGCUGGGGAAAAAUGUGCUUUUUGCCCUGUUGACAUUCAGACCCGGAUUUUUCAGAUGGCAAAGCAGCAGGUCUCUGUGUUCGCUCAGUAGUGCCUCUGAUUGGGCUAGUAAUAAGCAAUCAGCAAGAGAACUGUGAUGGAAAAUUACUCUGUAUGUGUGUGCGUGAAAGAAAAAGAGAGAGAGAGAGUGUGAAGACGAUGAAGUGGAAGAAAUGGUCAGCAUAAAAGAAAGUCCAGAAAUAGUUGACACAGAAUUGCAGUGAGAGAUAUUGAAGGCACUUUGGUGAUAACAGUGCUUAGUCAGAGCCUGGAAAUGGAGAGUUUCGCACCUGAGAACCGCAGGCGCUUCAGCUGGGAUGGGUGGAAAAAUGUACUGCUGCCACAGUUGAACAGACGAUCGCUGUAUGCCUACGGCAGUGAGGUGGCUGUGGAGAAGGAGUGCAUGAGACAGAGAGAGGGGGGCAUAUUCGUCAUCCAUCCCUUCAGUCGUUUAAGGAGUUACUACAUCAUGUGUAUGGUGGCCAUAACUUUUCUUAAUCUAAUUGGAAUCCCAAUGGAGAUUGCCUUUCUAGAUGGGCACAGUGGAGUAGGCUGGGAGGGUUUUAAUGUAUUCUCAGACACACUGUUCCUGAUUGACGUUGGGCUUAACUUUCGCAUGGGUAUCAUUAAUGAGGAAAGUGAGGGAGCCAUUCUUGAUUUGAAAAGGAUUCGACAAUGUUACUUAAGGAGCUGGUUUGUGCCUGAUAUGGUGGCAGCAUUCCCAGUUGGCUACAUACUACUUAUUGCGGACCUACAAUACCAUAGCGACUCUCCUUCAUCAAAGGCAAGCAAAAUGAUGCGCAUCCUGAUGUUUGUGAGAAUCCUCAGUCUUUUCCGCCUACUGCGUGUGUCCCGGCUUGUUAGGUUUUUCAAUGAGGUGGAGAGGGUUUCCAAUGCCAACUUAGAGGUGGUGAGGGUAUUCCUAAGAAUCUUGUCUUUAUUUAUGAUGAUUUUCCUGCUGUGUCACUGGAAUGGCUGUAUUCAGUAUUUUGUACCUAUGCUUGAGGAGUUUCCCUCAGACUGCUGGGUUAGAAAAGAGAAUCUAAUGAAUGCCACAGUGGGAGAGAAGUAUUCUUUUGGAGUCUUUCGGGCGCUAUCUCACAUGACUGCAAUAUCAUAUGGUUCCUCUGAAACACCAACAAACGAUGUCGAGCUGUGGAUUGUCAUGACUAGCAUUGUGUCUGGAGCCCUCAUGUACACAGUUAUGGUCGCCAACACCGCUGUUAUGAUGACUGAUGUGGACACAACAGCAAGAGCAUACAAGAGCAAGAUGAAUCAUCUGGAAGAUUAUAUGACUUUUAUGAAGCUUCCUAAAGCCCUACGUAUGCGCAUCAGCAACUACUUUCAGGCUCGUUAUGCAGGAAAAUGGUAUGAUGAGAAGGACGUCCUAAAGUGGGUGUCCUCAUCGCUCAGAGAGGACAUUUUGAUGAGCAUUUGCUCCGGUCAUGUGAGAAAUGUUCCCAUCUUCCGGAACCGUGAUGUAAACUUCAUCAAUGCCAUUCUCCUGGAGCUGCAGUGUGAGGUCUUCCAGGAGGGUGACAUCAUCAUCUGUCGGAAUGGUCCUGGUGACCGCAUGUUCUUAAUAGAACAUGGGCAAGUCCUUGUGGAGAAUGAGUUCUUCCAGAGGAAACUGUAUGAUGGAGACUACUUUGGAGAGUCUUGUCUUUUAACAAGACGAAGGCAUUUGGCCACAGUAAAAGCGCUGACAAUCUGUCAGCUUUUUUCCUUGUCAGUGGACAGCUUUCAUCGUGUUAUAGAGGACUACCCUGACAUCAGGAGGGACCUGGAGAUAUCACAAUCAGACAAAAACAUUCUAUUAUUUUGACAAAAUGUAGUAAGACGCAGGAGGAAAGUUACACUUCAUCUCCAUUUUGCCUGGGCUGGAAUCACAUGGAUGGCUACACCCACAAGCCCCUCCUGCAACUUCCACAGCAUGCAACUGGCCAGAUAGAGCCAGUAUGUACUUGGAUCUUCAUCAAUAGCAACAUAUACUUCAGGAUGUCUAAUUCAACUCUACUAUCAGCUGAUGGAUGCAAGAUAUUUUAAGGGAGGAAGGUGUGUCUUGGUUGCAAGCAACCACACUGGAAUAUGAUUCCUCUAAUUAUACAGACAGAAAGUUUUUAGACUGUUUGCUGACCUCUCUUCUUGGCCUCUACUGCUACUGCCCAAGUCUCCACAGGAUGCACCAUGACAGCCCAGCACUGUCUGUCAUAAUUUUACUCUAAUAUUUUUAGGAUCUCAACCAAGUCUACAUUAGGAGUGCCUGAUUUCUGCCAAUUAGAGAGUUCUUGAUAAAAAUAAAAAAUAAAAAAGCUAGUUAACAUAAUUUACCUGAAUUCACAAAAAUAAUGUGGACUAUUAUUGAUUAACCUUUCUGGGGGUUAAAACCUGCAAAUCUGAAACAGUAAAAGUUUCUAAAAAUGCAAAAAGGUUUUGGGAAAAUCUUAACUCAAAGUAAAUAAAGUAGUUCCUGUUUUAAAAGUUAGCCGCUGAUAAAACAUAAUUUAAUAAUAAAGUUCCUUAGUAAACAUGGAUCUUUAUCAUUUCACUGUUUAAUUGUUGAUCUUUUGUUCUGAAUAUUUUUUGUCAGGGACAGAGUGUACAUUUUCAUUGCUUUUACGACAAAAAAAAAAAAAAAAGCACUACUCAGGGCCCUUUCUGAGCAUAUGGGGGCCCUAAGCGAAAUCCUUCUAGGAGCAGCCUGGUUAUAGCUAGAAACAGCCCUGGUAUUAGUCUUCUUUUUCAAGGGUAUAUAUGACCAUGUUAAUAAGCCCUCCAUAAAUCAGCAUGCAUAUUAAUUGUAAAUUCUUAAUUUUUGUCUUCUGUCUUUAAAUGUAUAUUGUAUUUAUCAUUUUUAAUAUAUCAUUUUAAGUCUUGAAAUCUAAAGAAACUUAUACUAAACUAAUAUUUCUGUUUUAUCUACUGCUGUUCACAUAAGCAUUACUUCACAUUCAUACAUAUUUACACUGGCGGCCAAAAGUUUGGAAUAAUGUACAAAUUUUGCUCUUAUGGAAAAAAAAUUGGUACUUUUAUUCACCAAGGUGGCAUUCAACUGAUCACAAUUUAUAUUCAGGACAUUAAUAACGUGAAAAAUUACUAUUACAAUUUAAAAAAAAAAAAAAAAUUAUUAUUCAGAACUUCUUAAACUACUUCAAAGAGUUCUCAUCAAAAAAUCCUCCACGUGCAGCAAUGACAGCUUUAUAGAUCUUUGGCAUUCUAGCUGUCAGUUUGUCCAGAUACUCAGGUGACAUUUCACCCCACACUUCCUGUAGCACUUGCCAUAGAUGUGGCUGUCUUGUCGGGCACUUCUCACGCACCUUACAGUCUAGCUGAUCCCACAAAAGCUCAAUGGGGUUAAGAUCUAUAACACUCUUUUCCAAUUAUCUGUUGUCCAAUGUCUGUGUUUCUUUGCCCACUCUAAUGUUUUCUUUUUGAUUUUCUGUUUCAAAAGUGGCUUUUUCUUUGCAAUUCUUCCCAUAAGGCCUGCACCCCUGAGACUUCUCUUUACUAUUGUACAUGAAACUGGUGUUGAGCGGGUAGAAUUCAAUGAAACUGUCAGCUGAGGACAUGUGAGGCGUCUAUUUCUCAAACUAGAGACUCUGAUGUACUUGUCCUCUUGUUUAGUUGUACAUCUGGACCUUCCACAUCUCUUUCUGUCCUUGUUAGAGCCAGUUGUCCUUUGUCUUUGAAGACUGUAGUGUACACCUUUGUAUGAAAUCUUCAGUUUUUUGGCAAUUUCAAGCAUUGUUUAGCCUUCAUUCCUCAAAACAAUGAUUGAAUGAUGAGUUUCUAGAGAAAGCUGUUUCUUUUUUGCCAUUUUUGACCUAAUAUUGACCUUAAGACAUGCCAGUCUAUUGCAUACUGUGGCAACUCAAAAACAAACACAAAGACAAUGUUAAGAUUCAUUUAACGAACCAAAUAGGUUUCAACUGUGUUUGAUAUAACGGCAAGUGAUUUUCUAGUACCAAUUUAGCAUGAUUACUCAAGGAUAAGGUGUUGGAGUGAUGGCUGCUGGAAAUGGGGUCUGUCUAGAUUUGAUUAAAAAAAUGACUUUUUUCAAAUAGUGAUGGUGCUGUUUUUUACAUCAGUAAUGUCCUGACUGUACUUUGUGAUCAGCUGAAUGCCACUUUGGUGAAUUAAAGUACCAAUUUCUUUCCGAAACAGCAAAAUCUGUACAUAUUCCAAUCUAUUGGCUGCCAGUGUACAUGAAACUGUAAAUUAUCUGAAAGCACCUUUGCCAUUCAGAAUAUAUAAAAUGGGUAUUUCUCUAGGUCCAGGUUGAUAUACAAGGCCUGUCAAGCAAGAAUGCUGGACGUUUGCUGGAGAGUAAAAUAAAACAAUGAACCAUGGAUUCUCCUUUCACCAGUGGUUGAAGACUUCAAAGCUGACCCCUUAUUUUCAGAAUCCAAGAUUAUAAAUUAUUCAGAUGGCCCCUGACGUGGACUGUGCAGCCUUUGAAGCAUUGCACAAGGGCUUACAUAAGGGAGAAGUUAUGGGGUGUAUUUUGUCAGUUCUGAGUCAUCAUCAGUUAUUUUUAUCAUAUAGGGGGCGGUGCAGUGGUAAUCUACUCACCACUACUUACAUUUGAUGUAAAUAUACUAAAUAAAAUAUAACACA